UUACUGGACCUGAAUCACUGGAACUGACGGGUUCUGGUUUCUCUCUCAGCCUGACUGAAGUCCAGAAGAUGGAUGGUUGGAAUCUAAAGGAGGGUAAAGCAGAACCUCCAGGAUCCAGCUGUCCGUCCAAGAGGAGUGACCGGUCCAAAGGACAACCUCCAGACAUGAGUAAAGAACCUGGACCUUCAGAACCAAAAUGGAGGAAGAGUAGCAGCCCCUACUGUGGAGAAAGACCCAGAACAGGAGCUGGACUGCUGACAGCCAAUCAGAGCAGCUGUUCACCAGCAGAUGUUGGUCUGCAGGAGGUUCUAGAGGAACAUAAGAUCAGUCUGAGGAGGAGAUGUGAAUGUGUGACUGAAGGAAGUGAUGAAACAGGAAGUAGAACCCUCCUCAACAGGAUCUACACUGAUCUCUACAUCACAGAGGGACAGAGUGAAGAGGUUAAUACCCAACAUGAGGUGGAGCAGCUGGAGACAGCUUCCAAGAUCCAGAACCUCCAUGAGUCUCCAAUCAGGUGCCACGACAUCUUUAAACCCUUACCUGACCAGCAUGGAGCCAUCAGAGUGGUUCUGACCAACGGCGUCGCUGGUGUUGGAAAAACCUUCUCAGUGCAGAAGUUCACUCUGGACUGGGCAGAGGGCUUGGAGAACCAAGAUGUCAGUCUGGUGGUUCUGCUUUCAUUCAGGGAGCUGAACUUGAUCAGAGAGGAGCAGCACAGUCUUCUCACGCUGCUCCAUGUUUUCCAUCCAACACUCCAGAAGCUCCCAGCAGAGAAGCUGGCUGUCUGUAAACUUCUCUUCAUCUUUGAUGGUCUGGAUGAAAGCAGACUUUCUCUGGACUUCAACGACAGUCGGCUUGUUUCUGAUGUCACCCAGAAGUCAUCAGUCAACGUUCUGCUGACAAACCUCAUCAAGGGGAACCUGCUGCCCUCGGCUCUCGUCUGGAUAACUUCCAGACCUGCAGCGGCCAAUCAGAUCCCUCCUUCAUGUGUUGCCAGGGUAACAGAAGUACGAGGCUUCACUGAUGCUCAGAAGGAGGAGUACUUCAGGAGGAGGUUCAGUGAUGAAGAGCUGUCCAGCAGAAUCAUCUCCCACAUCAAGACCUCCAGGAGCCUCCACAUCAUGUGUGGAAUCCCAGUCUUCUGCUGGAUCACUGCUACAGUUCUGGAGAACAUGUUGACCACAGAGCAGAGAGGAGAGCUGCCCAAGACCAUGACUGACAUGUACUCACACUUCCUGCUGGUCCAGACAAGGAGGAAGAAGAACAAGUACCAUGAAGGACAUGAGAGGAGUCCACAGGAGCUGACGAAAGCUGACAGGGAAGUUCUUCUAAAGCUGGGGAGGCUGGCAUUUGAACAUCUGGAGAAAGGAAACAUCAUGUUCUACCAAGAAGACCUGGAGCAGUGUGGUCUAGAUGUCCCAGAGGCCUCGGUGUUUUCAGGAGUUUGUACAGAGAUCUUCAAAAGAGAGAGUGUGAUCUUCCAGAAACCAGUUUACUGCUUUGUUCAUCUGAGCAUCCAGGAGUUUCUGGCUGCAGUCUACAUGUUCUACUGUUUCACCAACAGGAACACAGAGGUGAUAGAGAACUUCCUGGGAGCAGACUACAGUAAAACAUCUCUGGAGGGCUUCAUGAAGAGAAUCAUGGAGAAGUCCCUCAGCAGUAAAAAUGGUCACCUGGACCUGUUUGUCCGCUUCCUUCAUGGCCUCUCUGUGGAGUCCAACCAGAGACUCUUAGGAGGUCUGCUGGGUCAGACAGAGAACUGUCCAGAAACCAUCCAGAGAAUCAUCAACAACCUGAAGAAGAUGAACACUGAUUAUAUCUCUCCAGACAGAAGCAUCAACAUAUUCCACUGUCUGAUGGAGAUGAAGGACCUCUCAAUUUAUCAGGAGAUCCAACAGUUCCUGAAAUCAGAGAACAGAUCAGAGAAGAAGCUCUCAGAGAUCCAGUGUUCAGCUCUGGCCUACAUGCUUCAGAUGUCAGAGGAGGUUCUGGAUGAGUUGGACCUGGAGAAGUACAACACAACAGAGAAUGGACGACUGAGACUGAUUCCAGCUGUGAGGAACUGCAGAAAGGCUCGACUUGUUGGCUGUAAACUCUCAGAGGCUGAAUGUGAAGUUGUGGCCUCAGCUCUGGAGUCCAACCCCCACCUGACUGAACUGGACAUCAGUGGGAUCUAUGGAGGAAGAACAUUUGGAGAAUCUGGACUGAAGCAUCUGUUGGUGAUACUGAAGAGUUCAAUCUGUAAACUGAAGAUCCUGAAAUUGGAGCGCUGCAGAUUGUCAGAGAUCAGCUGUGCUUCUCUGGGCUCAGCUCUGAAGUCCAACCCGUCCCAUCUGACAGAACUGGACCUGGGCUACAACAAACUAGGAGAUUCUGGAGUGAAGGAGCUCUGUGGUUUUCUACAGACUCCUCUCUGCAAACUACAGAUAUUGAAAUUGAAGGGCUGCAGUUUGUCAGAGAUCAGCUGUGCUUCUCUGGUCUCAGCUCUGAAGUCCAACCCGUCCCAUCUGACAUACUUGGACCUGGGCUUCAACAACCUUAAGGAGUCAGAUGUCCAGCAGCUGGAGGAUCUUGUAAAGAGUCCUGACUACAAACUGAAUCAUGUGUCAUGGAGGUGAUGAUCUUUGUUCAGGAGAGAAGCUGAGCUGUGUCCUGAUGAUCCACAGAGGUUGAAGCUGCAGCAGUUUGAGUUUAAAGAGACUCUGACUGGAUCCUGAUGAUGAACUCUGAGUUUAGAGAUUUUUAUCCUGUUUAUUUUCUAAUGUCUGUCAUUUAGUGUCUGAUAUUGUUUGUCUCUCUGGACCAAUGAAGAUGAAAUUAAAACUAAGCUGCAUUUAGUGGCUCCAUGUAGUUUUGAUCUGGAUUUGAUUAAACUGUAAAGUUGAUCUUUUUUCUCACUGAUUCAUUUUCAGCCUGAAACCAAGAAACAUGAAAUAAAGCUCAAUUCAGACGUU
Molecule: messenger RNA, 2954 nt
Organism: Girardinichthys multiradiatus
Lineage: Eukaryota; Metazoa; Chordata; Actinopteri; Cyprinodontiformes; Goodeidae
Product: protein NLRC3-like
Exons: 7
Coding region: 69-2618 (849 amino acids)
Molecular function (GO): protein binding
Source: RefSeq, a predicted model, not a curated record